Molecule: messenger RNA, 2802 nt
Organism: Doryrhamphus excisus (bluestripe pipefish)
Lineage: Eukaryota; Metazoa; Chordata; Actinopteri; Syngnathiformes; Syngnathidae
Gene: mmd
Product: monocyte to macrophage differentiation-associated
Cellular component (GO): membrane
Molecular function (GO): pore-forming activity
Source: RefSeq, a predicted model, not a curated record
GGUGCCCACAAGACAUGCUGGGUUACGACAAGACACACGCACGCACGUCUACCGCUUGUGGAUGCUAGCCCUGCAGCCAUUGGUAGAGGGUGAGACGUGGUGAUGAUGGGACGCGUAAAGACGAGACGAGACAGAGCGGAUGUGUGCUUUUGGCUAGUUAGCUAGCGUGUCUUUUGCCUCGGCUAGCUCGCGUUAGCAUCAGCAAAAGGCUGAAGGACGUUGUACUGGGAAGAAGUACUCCAUUAUCACAGACAAACAUUUCCUGGAAAGUGGACACAAAUAAUCCAAUAGGCUCAGCUUCAACCCAGUGGGCGGGGCUAAAUGGCAACGUUAGGUAACCACGACAACAACCGUAAAAAACAAGUUGGUUCUUUAGAGUCCAGUGAAGUAGAAAAAUAAAAUACAAUUUGGUGAAGUUGUCACCAAAGUUUGAGUUUCCAUGCUGGUGAAGGCGUAGCCUUAAAAAGCCUAGCCUGUGUCACGUGACCUCUAGACAUUCCCUGACUCGGACUGGAGGUUUUUACAGACCCGCUGUGAUAAGAUAAAGGAAGAUCAACAGUUUAAGGUGAAACAUAAACACUAAACUACGUCAAAAGGAAACCCUGAAAAGUCUACGAAAGUGGCCCUACAUCCUUCAACGCUGAUCCUUCGCCACCCGCCCCUUAGCAUAGCAACACAGCAUGCUAACAGCCCACCAGCGCUGGCAUGAUAUCGCACGUGUAAUCUAUCUUUAUCUGGCUGGCCCGUAUCACGCCGUUUACGAGUGAGGCUGCUCGCCGGCCGUGACGACGAGUUACGGAGAGCAGCGUCAAGUUGGCCGAUUGCACAGGAAGCUUACAUAAACGCUCUCAUUUCACUGAUCAACUUACUGAGCUUACGUAACCGUGGCAACGUGACAGACACCACCCCAUUAUGCGCUUAUUUAUUUCAAUCCAACUUGCUUUGUACAACAAACUACUAGAAAUUAUUCUUAUUUAUUGUUGCUCUCUAUUUAUACUUCAGACUUCAGUAUAAAUAGGGGUAGGAAGGUAGGAAGGUAGGAAGAAAGGAAGGUAGGUAGGAGUGAAUAAGCUGUGCCUCUUCCUACUUUUUUUGGACAUGUGGAAUUGCCAAUUGUAAUAUGUGAUCAUUUGUGAUGUAUACCAUGGUAAAACAUAUGAAUGUCCAAAUCAAAUUGAACCAUUUAUAACAUAUAUAUAUAUAUAUAUAAGUUAUGUAAAAACAAGUUUCCAGGUUUGCCUUGAUUUGUUAUGUUUUUAUUCCAGAUGUUUAAAAACCGCCUGCAUUGCUGUAUUAUUCUAGAUUGCUAAUUCAUAUUAUAUGUUUAACGAACGGCAACAAGUCCACAAUAGACCACGCCCCCCUAGACCCGAUUGGCCAAGCAGUAGACCCCCCUCUCAGCUGCUUGGCUCAACCUGCCGUCACUCACCGAGUGGAGCGUUCAUUUCACCGGGGCGGCCUUGUUGCUCUCGUCGGGCCGCUCCUUCCUGAGCGUCCUCCUCAUGAUGGAUCUUUCUACCUCAGACGUUUAGGAGCCAUUGAACCUGAUGAGGAUGCCAUGGAGAAAAAGACUCAAGCGCUCCUCGCCGUGCCGCCGCAGACAUCAAGACGCCGGCAUGAAGAACGCGCUCAGCUUGCAGAGGUUCAUGAACCGGCGUCCCUCCGCCAACUGUCGCUACCAGCCUACCUGCUACGAGCACGCCGCCAACUGCUACACGCACGCAUUCCUGAUCGCACCCGCCUUGGUGGGCAUGGCGCUGCUGCACCGCCUGUCGGACACCCAGUGGCAGCGCAUGACGGCCUGGGUGUACGGCCUGGGCCUGUGCGCCCUCUUCCUGGUCUCCACCAUCUUCCACGUCAUCACCUGGAAGAAGAGUCACAUGAGGGAGGUGGAGCACUGCUUCCACAUGUGCGACAGGGUGGUCAUCUACGUCUUCAUCGCCGCCUCCUACACGCCCUGGCUGAACCUGCGGGAACUGGGACCCCUCGCCACUCACAUGCGCUGGUUUGUGUGGCUGAUGGCGGCCGCCGGGACCAUCUACGUCUUCAACUACCAUGAAAAAUACAAAGUGGUGGAGCUGGCCUUCUACUUGACCAUGGGCUUCUUCCCAGCAUCGGUGGUGACGUCCAUGAACAACACGGAGGGCCUUCACGAGCUGGCGUGCGGCGGCCUCAUCUACUGCCUGGGCGUGGUCUUCUUCAAGAGUGACGGCGUCAUCCCCUUCGCCCACGCCAUCUGGCACGUGUUUGUGGCAACGGCGGCCGCCGUGCACUACUACGCCAUCUGGAAGUACCUCUUCAAGCCCGCCGCCGAUGCCCUCCCGCUCAAAUAAACGUUUACGACCGCAUUGUUUACCCUUUCCUACACGGACCACUCGUUUUAAAGACGCUUUUACACUUUGGACCAAACGUUUUUAUCACUUGAUGUUAUUCCACUGCCGGGUAGGACCUAAGAUGCUACCAGGUGGGAUUUAAACCUCCUCCUGUCACGUUGAGGACAAGGAAGAAAGUAAAACUCUGUUAGCGUGUUUGGCUAAACUCAAGAUGGACGCCUGUGGAGGCGGAGCCUCGCCCUUGAUCAACAGUUUUUUUGUGUUUGGCGGCCCCUGCUGGUCUUUUACUGCAUUUUAGGUUGUGUGACGUGAAAGCGGUGCUGAGAAGUUUCUCACAAUGACCUCAUGUUUGUCCUCGUGUGCGCAUGCGCGUGUUCUUGCAGUGAUUUUGUAAACGUUGGCCUUCCCGCCGUCAUCUUUGUGGUGCUACUCGCUCCUCUCAUUGCAACAAUAAAACCAGAGAAAAGUA